Molecule: messenger RNA, 1812 nt
Organism: Acanthamoeba castellanii str. Neff
Lineage: Eukaryota; Discosea; Longamoebia; Acanthamoebidae
Product: Mannosyl oligosaccharide glucosidase
Exons: 16
Coding region: 1-1812 (603 amino acids)
Biological process (GO): protein N-linked glycosylation; oligosaccharide metabolic process
Cellular component (GO): endoplasmic reticulum membrane
Molecular function (GO): Glc3Man9GlcNAc2 oligosaccharide glucosidase activity
Source: RefSeq, a predicted model, not a curated record
AUGAGGAGCGAGGUCUCGGCUCUCGUCUUUUGUUCGAUAGCCCUAAUAGCGGCCCCGUUUGGAACGUAUCGGUCGAACCUCUACUUUGGUGCACGCACGCGUAGUCCUCAAUCGCCCCUCGUCGGCCUCAUGUGGUUCGGCGCACACAAUCCACUCACCGUCGACCAGCUGCGGCACAGCUGCGAAGAGGGUGACGGGUUGGACAGCUACGGGUGGACCCGGCACGACGGCACCAACUACGGCGAGCAGACACUGAUCGACUCGAAGACUGACCUCAAGCUCACUACCACUUUCAUCAAGCACCAGCGCGGUGCGAAUGGAGGUGAGUGGGUGACCCGCCUGUCGGGCCAAAGCGCCAGCGGAGCAGCAGCAAGCGCGAAGGCAACUGAGUCUGCGACAUCCCUGUUCUUGUACAUCACCGGCUUGGCCGAUGACGUCCAGGUGGAGGGCCAGACCGACGAGUUGGGCGCUUUCUCUUUCCUGAUCCGGAAUGGCCAGGACAAUAAGUCUCCGGCCUCCCACUCCCCGCCGGUGGGGAUGAAGGAGGUGGCCGAUCUUAAGAAGACACAUUUCUAUGGCUACCAUGUAGCUACCGAGGAUGUGUGGGAUGUCAAACAGGCCGCGGCGAUCAAGUCGAAGAGCAAGAAGGGCGCCGCGGCUGCUGCGCACCGCACAUUCACCGAAACGCAGCUGAGCUCAUGGGCUCUGGGCGGCAGUGAGGUGAAUACGGCCGUAGCGCACCGAAGGCGAGAAUUCGAGAGCCAAUUUGAGGAGGCUUUUGGUCUAGCAGCCAAAGGGUUCACCGCUCAACAGCGCCACUUCGCCAUGUCCACCAUGAGCAACCUGAUUGGAGGCAUCUCCUAUUUUUACGGUUCGUCUAUUGUCGAAGAUCGAGACUCCAAUCCCGCACAGCCGAGAAAGUAUUAUUCUCCGCCCAAGAGCCUCUACACAGCCGUGCCCUCGCGACCUUUCUUUCCUCGAGGUUUCCUGUGGGACGAAGGCUUUCACCAGCUUCUCGACCCCAACACCGGUUGGAUUGCUCGGGAGCAGAUUCUUGGCAAGGAAGCGCGCUCCAAGGUGCCACCAGAGUUUCAAGCACAGAAUCCUUCCUACGCCAACCCGCCUACACUGCUCUUCCCACUCUCGGCCUCCAUUCAGGCCAUCAAAAAGGCUCAAGCGGUUUCCGCCCACGAGCAACACGUCGACUUGCUCUCGUGGAUGAUGUUCUACUCCCGCACGAUGGUCGAUAUUUCGCUUCUUCUCGGCCAGGACCCCUCGCCCUACUCAGAGGCCUACGAGCGCUUCCAGGCGCAACUACAAAACUACUGGAGCGAGGAGCACCAGUGUUACUGUGAUAUUGACGGUCGCAAUCCAGCCACUGGCCUCUUCAAUCUUGUGUGCCACAAGGGCUAUGUCAGCUUGUUCCCGCUGUUCCUUGGGUUGGUGCCCACCGACUCGCCCAAUCUCGGCGCAUUGCUCGACCUCAUGCGAGACGAAAACCACCUCUACCGAUACUUCGGCCAGGGCGAGAAUUACUGGAAAGGUCCUAUUUGGAUCAACAUGAACUACCUCGCCCUGUCGGCGCUCAAAAACUACUAUGCUUCGCGCCCAGGGCCACACCAAGCAAGAGCACAGACCAUCUACCAAGAACUACGUUACGUGUGGGAACAGUACAAUCCAAUCACAGGCAAGGGUCAGCGCUCGCAUCCGUUCACGGGUUGGUCUGCUUUGGUGGUCCUCAUCAUGGCUGAGCACUAUCCCGAGAAGUACCCUCUCCUUUCUUCUUCUGCUCCCUUCGCGACUAAUUCGUAG